AUGAAGGAUGAGAAGAUGUCGAACUGGACGAAGAGUCUGAGCCCUGUCAUAAGUUUGUUUAGCGACAAGGUCUUCCCAGAUGCCCGGGCAAUGCUCAAUGAGUGCAAGGAAAAUUUCCACUUCGACCUUGUGAGGGUUCAGAAAGAUCUUGGCCUCGAUUUCCUAGGCACUAUUAGACUUGUCAACUACAUUCGCUCAGAGGUCAAGACUGGGAAUUUGACCCCUGACGUAUCCUCUGCGGCCCUGUUCGAUGACGAGCAAUACUUGAGACCUGUGCUGGAGGAUGAUGCGCUUCUAUAUAACUUGGAUGACUUGUCUGAGGAAUAUGACCUUGGCCGAAAUGACGUAAGAAAGGGCUGUCCUGGAUCAAAGGAGGCAGAAACAGAUCCAAUAUCUCGGAUUAGAGAACUCGAGGAUGAACUGGACCGUAUGCGCAGCGACUUCGAGGAGUACAAGACGAUUGUUAAGCGGUCUUUGGACAAGGAACUAAACGGCGCACUUUCAAGCACAGCUGCAAAGACUGAAGCUUCAGGCUCUAGUAAAUUCCACGAAGCUGAGUCAGAAUAUUUCAAAUCCUAUUCGUAUAAUGGUAUACACGAGUCCAUGCUCAAGGACUCUGUCCGCACGGAUGCCUAUCGGGAUUUUAUAUAUGAUAACAAAAGUCUGUUCAAGGACAAAAUCGUACUUGAUGUCGGAUGCGGAACGGGUAUCUUGUCCAUGUUUUGCGCAAAAGCCGGCGCGAAAAUGGUCGUUGCGGUUGACAAUUCAGAUAUCAUUGACCGGGCACGCGAAAUCGUAUAUGACAACGGAUUUGGGGAUGUGAUUAAAUGCAUCCGUGGCAAAAUUGAAGAAGUAGAGCUACCAGUACCACAAGUCGAUAUUAUCGUGUCCGAAUGGAUGGGAUACUGUCUCCUUUUUGAAGCGAUGUUCGACUCUGUUAUCUGGGCCCGAGAUCGCUACCUCGCACCAGAUGGGCUUAUGGUUCCUUCACAUACCACGCUCCAAAUCGCACCCUUGGCUAAUCCAGACCUCGUAGAUUCACACAUAACCUUCUGGAACUCAGUCUACGGGUUUAAAAUGUCCAGCAUGCUUCUCAAUAUAUACGAUGAGGCCCUUGUCCGAUGUAUCGAGAAGCCAGAAGAAUCCAUCGUUGCGAAAGCAUCGCCAUUCUUACAACUGCCUUUACACACAAUAACUGUCCAGGAGCUCACGUUCAUCAAGGAAUUUGAAGUAACGCUCCGCACGGAUAUCGAUGCAUUGGACGGCUGGGCUAUAUGGUUUGAUACCUUUUUUAUGCCGUCGAGGACGUCGAAGGUGGCUGAUAAUGCGGUGCCGCGCGAUAUGAAGAAGGAAGGAUUUGUCGCGUUCUCGACGGGUCCGUUCGACCCUGAGACCCAUUGGCAACAGGGGGUGUUUUUGAUAAACCGUGGAAAAACACCAGCAAUGCCGCUAAUGAAGGGACAGGUUAUCAAGGGACAUGUGGAGUAUAGGAAAAAGGAUGAUAAAUCUCGGCUCUUGGAUAUUAGGAUUGACUGGGAUAUAGAGGGCGUUGAAAGCGGACGGCAGGAGUGGUCUCUAUAA
Messenger RNA from Histoplasma mississippiense, 1581 nucleotides. Its product is annotated as S-adenosylmethionine-dependent methyltransferase superfamily domain-containing protein. Gene Ontology annotation, cellular component: nucleus. The coding region runs from base 1 to 1581 and encodes 526 amino acids. NCBI's taxonomy places the organism in Eukaryota, Fungi, Ascomycota, Eurotiomycetes, Onygenales, Ajellomycetaceae. The transcript has 5 exons. Gene Ontology annotation, biological process: peptidyl-arginine methylation. The record is from RefSeq and is a predicted model, not a curated record. Gene Ontology annotation, molecular function: protein-arginine N-methyltransferase activity.